Molecule: messenger RNA, 1027 nt
Organism: Acaulospora morrowiae
Lineage: Eukaryota; Fungi; Glomeromycota; Glomeromycetes; Diversisporales; Acaulosporaceae
Source: the annotation of a GenBank genome assembly
GAAACAUUGAAAUCAUAUCAAGCAAGCAUCGAAAAACAAUUAUUAAAGUUUAUUUCUCUGGCUUCACCGAGACCACAUAGACCAAUCCGUCAAUUAAUCGCAAGGUGUUUUGUGAUUAUUUAUGUCAAGGGCGAUUCAAGGACAUUAUAUGAUACAAUUACUGCUUUGCAAAGUUUAGCUGUGGUCGGAAAAGGAGUUGGCGAAAAGGAAACGAAGUUAGCAGCAUUGUAUUGUAUCGGAAUUAUUUCGAAAUCAAUCGGGAACAGGAUUUUAUCAUUUUUUCCAGAGACAAUAAGCAUUUGCUUAAAACUCAUAAAAAAUGCAACCAACGUUAGUACAGUUGGUCAGCCGUUAAGCAUUCGUCUGGAGGCUACGAGAACCAUGACCAGAUCACUUGAAGGUUCGGCUAAAGGUGCAACAGAGUUAGAUAUAAAAGACAUGAUGAAGCAAUUAAAGUCCGGAUUGAAUGAUAAGUCCUUAAUAUUUAGAGUUGAAACUAUUGAGUGUAUGCACGCAAUAGCAAAGCAUACCCACCAACAAUAUCCAAUUACGGCUGGUGAACUAGAGCAGUUACUCACCUUAAUGAUAAAGACGCUCGAGGGGUCAAAUCAGGAGAUUAGACGUUCGGUUGCUUCGUACAUAGCUACUUUGUUGGCAGGGACUCAGGGCGAAGUAGACUUUUUAGCAUUACCAACAGCAUCAAAAAGUAAUACGUCAUCUUCCUCUCAUAAUAAUGUGUCUCAGAAUUCUGGAAACUCUGUAGUUGGUCAGCCUCCUGAAAAUGUAAAAGUCAUGUUGUCUGUUGAAGAAAUGUUACUUCAUCUCUCUUCAAUAUAUAACAAGCACUCCAAUAGUAGGGAAACGCGUACCACAAUCAUUGGGGCUUAUUCGGCUCUCUUCAUGAAAUUGGGUACCAAAUAUGUGGAAUUAAAUUAUGCAGCAAUAGCUCACCAUUUGUUAAAAGAACUUUUACAACAUUCACGAAAUUUAAAUUCCCGACACGAGGCUUUACGUGUUCGUGAGCACU